CAGGUGGAGGCAGGCUCAACCUGUGCAGUGUUUGGCCUGGGGGCGCUGGGCCUUGCAGCAAUCAUGGGCUGCAAAGCAGCUGGGGCAGCGAGGAUUAUUGGAAUCGAUCUCAACCCCGAUAAGUUCAAAACUGCUCGGGAGUUCGGUGCCACAGACGUGGUGAACCCAAAGGAUCACAGCAAGCCGAUCCAAGAGGUCCUGGUGGAGAUGACAGAUGGAGGUGUGGACUACUCCUUUGAAUGUGUGGGCAAUGUGGCAAUCAUGAGGGCAGCCCUGGAGGCCUGUCAUAAAGGAUGGGGCACCAGUGUCAUCAUUGGGGUGGCAGCAGCCGGACAAGAGAUCUCCACCCGGCCUUUCCAGCUGGUGACUGGACGCACCUGGAAAGGCACUGCUUUUGGAGGAUACAAGAGUGUGGAAAGUGUCCCCAAACUGGUGGAGGAGUACAUGAACAAGAAGCUCAAAGUGGAUGAAUUUGUGACUCACACUCUGCCCUUCGAGAAGAUCACUGAUGGUUUUGAUCUCAUGCAUGCUGGGAAAUGCAUCCGCGUCGUCCUUCAGUUCUAGAUGCAGAAGAGCAGAGGAAACCAUGAUGUCACUCCAAGUUUACGCUGCUCAGUUUAAUAAAUAAUCUGUCAAAUUUC
Molecule: messenger RNA, 641 nt
Organism: Epinephelus lanceolatus (giant grouper)
Lineage: Eukaryota; Metazoa; Chordata; Actinopteri; Perciformes; Serranidae
Source: RefSeq, a predicted model, not a curated record